AUGAGCAGAGGGAAGGGUGAUGCUGAGAAGGUGGGACCCAUGUUCCCACGGCUCCAUGUCAAUGACACAGCAGAGAAAGGAGGACCAAGAGCACCACCGAGGAAUAAGAUGGCACUCUAUGAACAAUUUAGUGUCCCCUUUCAAAGAUUCAACCCUAAUUCAAAUUCAAAUUCUUCUAAUUCACUUCCUCUAACACGUUCCUCAAGCUUGGGAAAUGACCCUGAGAGAAGCUACAUCUUCCCAGUUUGCUUACCUUCACAAACAGAAAGUUAUAUUUCUCAUCAAUCUAAUGGAGCAAACAUGCACACUUUGACAGCACGAAUUGAACAUAGAAAAAAAGUAGAUGGAGAUGAUAGUCAUGCAUAUGAUCGCUCGAGGAUUGGUCAAUCUAAUGAUAAAACAAUGAAGAGUUUCAACGGGGAAAAACACACUCCUAUGGGCUCCGGGAAUUUUGGCUGUUCAGUAUCAGUGAAAAAUGACGGUGACAAAGAUCAAACACAAUUUGGCUCCUUGGUCGUCAAAAUGAGAAAAGAUGUGAGAAAUAAGGGUGAAGCGCAUCUGCAAGAAAGCCUUAGUAGACAGAAAACAGUAAUCUCUGUCGAAAGAAUAUUGACAGGAGAAAAUAUUGACAGUCCAGUGAGGCAAGCCAAGAUGAUUUCAGAUGAAGAGGAUCAAAGUGAUGCUUGCAUACAGCAGGAAUCCAAUAAUAUUGAACAUGGUGGAAGUCUGGUUGACUCUGCAAUGGAUACGGAUAAUAGAAACAGCUUUAUAUUAGGAGGCUGCUUUCGUUCUACAGUGAACCAAACCAGUGUACCUGAAACUGCCGAUCAUACCGAGUAUCAUGAUACCAACAUUGACAGCCCAAUAGAAAAUGGAAACUCAGAAGGAAGUGAUGAUCUUUCCAAGAAUUCCACUCUAGAAAAUAUGCCAAGCCCAAAGCUUUCUCCCGAUGGUGUCGUAGAGAUAUUAGGUCAACAACUUUUUUGGAAAGCAAGGCGAAAAAUUUCCAAUCAACAGCGAAUGUAUGCGGUCCAAGUGUUUGAAUUGCACAGACUGAUAAAGGUUCAACAUCUGAUUGCUGAAUCAUCAAAUCUUUUGCCUGAUGCUGCUGCUAUUUUGGGAAAAUUUCCUCUGCAGGGAUCUAAUUCUAAAAGCCUUUCAUUGGAAGAAGUUGUUGAACCUCACACACAAAAUCAUAAACAGCAAGACCAUUCUGAAAACCAAAACCAUAAAUUGGAUUGUUCUACUGAAAAUGGAGUUGGGAAGACAUCAUUAUCAUCCCAAAAAUCAAACCAGGCAAAUGCUGGUUCACAGUUUUUUAAUCAAUCACCUGGACAUCAGUGGUUAAUUCCUGUUAUGUCUCCUUCCGAGGGGCUUAUCUACAAGCCAUAUCCCGGUCCUGGAUUUCCUGGAGCUGUAUACGGAGGAUAUGAACCGUUUGGACACAGUCCUCCAGAUGGUACAUUCAUGAAUCCUGCCCAUGGAGUUCCAAAUUUUCAUCAAGCGAUUGCGAUGUCACCGUUCAUUCCUCCAAGCAGUUAUGCCUACUUCCCUCCUCACGGCGUUCCAGCAAUGAAUCAAUCAGCAUCAGUUGCUGAACAGGUAAACCAGUUUGUGGCACAAGGUUCUCGUGAUCGAAACGGUAAUUCAUCUUUAGUUGGAGCUGAUUUUGACACUCAUAAUAGUGGAGCCGUAUUACACGUCACAAAAUCUAGGCCAUCUAGGGAAAGAGAACUUGUAAGUAGUCCUAAUGAAAAGGCACAGGGAAUAAGAAUAGAGAAAUCUUCUGAAGGAAGAGACACAUUUCCAUCCUCCUUUACAGUUCCAUUAGCAUCAGAUGAAGUCUUUCAAUCGCUUGAAACAAGACAAAAACCGCAGGUAAUCAGAGUUGUGCCACAUAACCCACGAUCUGCAACGGUAUCAGCUGCUAGAAUUUUUCAGUCGAUCCAAGAAGAGAGAAAACAGUCUGAUCUAUUCUAG
Messenger RNA from Lathyrus sativus (Indian pea), 1980 nucleotides. The record is from the annotation of a GenBank genome assembly. NCBI's taxonomy places the organism in Eukaryota, Viridiplantae, Streptophyta, Magnoliopsida, Fabales, Fabaceae.